Messenger RNA from Hypoxylon fragiforme, 2776 nucleotides. RefSeq lists its product as uncharacterized. The transcript has 2 exons. Gene Ontology annotation, cellular component: nucleus. The record is from RefSeq and is a predicted model, not a curated record. Bases 306 to 2201 code for a protein of 631 amino acids. NCBI's taxonomy places the organism in Eukaryota, Fungi, Ascomycota, Sordariomycetes, Xylariales, Hypoxylaceae.
GAAUUAUAGUGGGUUUCAGAAUAAUUAUACCUCACAAACACUUUACUUAUCCUUUUGCUGAAAACCCACUAAUUCCCCAUAAGUCUUUUUUUACUUAUGCUCCCAAACAGCCUCUAAUAAAGUUAGAUAGAAAGAUAAGUUUAGAUAGUGAUAUGAUUUCGUAUCUAACGCGUUCGCAUCGCAAAUCAAACUGUCAGCCCAGCAAGUAAAGCCGAUCAUGAUCACAUAAUAAAUCGAUUAAUAUUUUUAUUCUUCGAUGAGUAAAUAACUAUCCUAUAUAGGUACCUAGUAAAUACCUACGAACCAUGGCACGCAAAAGAAAACAGAAGCGCCAAACUCGGCUUACUUUUGAGCCUGUUCCGUCUUCAAAUGCUGCAAAUGCUGCAAAUGCUGCAAAUGAUUCUCCGUCGUCGCCUACAAAGGUGCGAUACAUCAAGGGCAAUGACAAGAACAGUGGCGAUGGCAUAAAACUCAGCAGCCCAAUUCGGACCCUACAACCUACAAAAAAGUCACACAUCACAAGAUCAUCUCAAGAUGCAUCGUCGUCUUUAUCAUCAUCAGCCGGGCUACCCAAGGCCAAAUCCAUGUCAAGGCUGCGUAGCUCCCAGCGCCUUGCUGUAGCUAACGAUUCCUCCGAUGAUGUGGCAAUAGUUGAGCCUCCAAAGUCGUCUCAGUCAGUCUCCACUAGACUCAAGCACACAAGCCUCGGUGUGGACGACGAUGAUGAUGAAGACGAUGACGAGCCUGUCUUGCCUUCCUCUACCCGGAAACGGCGUCGUCCUGUAGUGAGAUUGUCAGCCAGUUCUGAGGAUGACGAUGAUAAACCUAUCAUCGCUCUUAGUUCAAUGAAGCGUGCUCGCCCAGCGAUGGUGAUCCUCGAAGAUUCAAGCGAGGAAGAUGUUUCUCCCACGAAGAAAAGGAAGACAUCACACCUUACACCAGAACGACAACGACUGGAGAGACCAACUCAACCGAUCUCUUCCCCCGUAAAGCAAGCCCCCCACAAAGGUCACCGCUCCAAGAAGGAGAAGAUGAAAGAAUUACUUCGUCGUCGUCGAGCAGGCGAAAAGGUCAGCAAACUUACUUCGUCAGAGGAAGAAUCCGAUGAAGACAAACGAGGAUUAUACGAUACAGAUCCUGAGGAGGAUAUGUGCUUCCUGAAAGAGUUUGAUGAUGAAGAGACAGAGAAUGGAGAAGAAAUUCAGCAGUUGCCACAAGAGGACGAGUCUAAGAAUAAAAAGGAGAGAAAGGACAAGAAAAAGGAUAAGCAGGAUGAGAAUAAUGAGAAGAAGAAAAGGAGAGAGAAGAAGGACCAAAAAGGAUCCGAUGAACAAGACUCGAACGAGAAAGGAGAUGAGGAGGAGGAUCUAGAUGAUUUUGUGGUUGAAGACGAUGACACUACUCUUCUAGGGGCUCCGGCCAACCUCGAUCUACCUCUCGAGUUCACUGCACAAGCGCACCAACCUCUUAGGUACCAGUUCAAGCUGAUGGUUGAGUGGCUGGUGCAGAACAAAAUUAACCCCGCCUUUGCUCGGGACGACCCUGUCUAUCAGAACGCCUGGCGUAAACUCGACGACGAGUUCAGAGCCCUGGCGUCGUCCAAGUUUUCCUCCUCUGCUUGGAAGAUGGAGUUCCACCGCGCACUGAAUGCCAGACCCAUCUUGGACUCCUAUGAGAUGGAUGAUGUGGGCGACCAUGGAGCGACCGAUGAAGGCACGUGCGAAGCCUGCGGUCGACGCGGCCAUGUCGCUAGCUGUGUCAUCAUCUUCUCGGGCCACGCUUACCACAAGGACAAGCUUACGGAAGUCGAGUCAGAAGACAGCGACAGCCAAGACAGCGACAGCGAAGAGAGCGACCGCAAGUCUUAUGACGCGCAGGGAAACCCCCUCCCGCCCCAGAGCAAGCGCUGGUAUGUUGGAGUCGUGUGCUGCGAAAAUGCCAAGAUAGCACACAGUCUGAUUCACUGGAAAUACGCCCAAAAGCAGGAGGUCGAGGAGCGCCUCGUGCACGAGGGCUGGAUGGAGGUGUCGAAGCUGAGGGAGCGCGAGGACAUGAAACUUCACAAACGUCGCAAGGUGGCCGAACGUAUUGUGGAUGGCUGGUGGGAGGAUGGCAGCAUCGCCAGGAUGUACGGCGAGUUCAAGAAGAUGCUGGAGGAGGCACGCAAUAGGGCAACUUCGAGCCGUGCUCGCUUCCGCUAGGCGCGGUAAUCGGGAGACACGGCUAUAUCGCAUUGUCACCACCUAUUUAUUCACUGCCGAACUCUAGAGGUUUAUUGUUUCUCUCCCCUCUGCAAAUGAUACCCCUGAGGCAAGUUGUAUACAAUACGUAUCUAAGUAAGUAGGUAUGAUGAAUCCAGACGAUUAUUAUAACAAAACCAACCCAUGGCGAAUCGUGCAAGUCUUUGCAAGGUGUCAGGACUGCGUGCGUAGCUGGAGCUGUGUACUAUAAGAAUAGGUUUGAUACUUUCUCUAUGUGAGGUUCAUGGUCUAUACUACUAGGGAAGAAAGAAAGAAAAGGGGGGAGGAGACCGCUUGUUAAGGAGUUGAAAACAAUGGUAUUGCAAACCUCAGUAUUAGGAUCACGAAGUAAUGAACAAACCCAAGCAAAAGGGGUUCGAGAUUUUAGACGACUUAGUUAGCUACUACCUAACACGAUUCACUUUUCCAUACCUAGCAUUUAACUCAUCCAUCCAUCCAUCCAUCCAUCCCCGCCCCAUCCGGCCUAUAAGUUUUCUUCUUGGGAACAUCAUCCUCGUUCGCCUGAUACGUGACUC